AACUAGAAGCUAUUCGGCAGGCUAAAUGCAACUGAAAAGUGUCAAAUCGCUAUCAAGAUUGUGUGAAUAUGUAAUUUUGCACAAUAUGAAAUUGUUUCUAAGUGAAUCGGAUAUUGUUGCCCUUAUGGAUAACGAACUGGAUUUAGAAAACAACACAAAUAAUCCAUUUGAUCAGUUACCUUCAAAUGUUGUGGACGGUUUUCUCAACUUUACUUGUAAAAGUAUUUUCGUAUUUCUCGUCGGAGACCAAUACCGGCCAAGAGCUAUUGAAUACCUUCCCCUUUUAAUAACACCACACCUUACUGAAUUAGAAAUACCAUUUAUGGCUGGUGGAAAACUUGAUCAAAGGAAAAAAGAUACACAUUACAUUCUUCGACUGGCUUCAGUAAGAAGCAAACAGCUGAAAAUAUUGCGGAUGCGGUUGAUGUUUAAUUAUGAUUCUGCAUUUCCAUUUCAUAUUAAUCUGAUAUGCAAGUUUUCAAAACUACAAGUUUUGGAUGUAUCUACUGAUGUCAGCUUGUCCAAAUUAUCUCGGUUUCCUUCAGCACAGGAUGCAUUUUUGCAUCUUCUUGGGCAACAUUGUACAGAAUUAAGGAUACUAAGCGCAAGAUACCAUCCCAUCACAGACGCUGGAAUUAGAGGACUGUGCGUGAUUGGAAAUUGCAGAUCCAUUCGCUUACUUAAUUUCUACGGUUGCAAAGCAAUAACCAAUCAAGGCAUUAAAACUGCUUUUAAUAAUCUGCCUUUCUUGAAAAUACUUUGGAAUGAGGCAACCAUUGACGGUUUGGCUGAAAUAGCUCAAAAUGCUGCAGAUCAAGGGCUACCUAUUCCUAAAUACGCGUUGCUUGCCCUAUAUAUUUUGAAAAAUACAGUAUACAAAGCUGGUAGUCUUGAAAAAUCGGUGCUCCUCUGUCCUUACAUUACAAAAGUGGACAUGACAUUGAUGUGUGAUGGAAUCGUAAAAGACGCGGAUCUCGUUAGUUUACUUUCCCUUAAAAGCCUCUACAUCCUUGAAAUCGAUCAAAGAAAGCCUUUAAACUUUAAUGAAGUUACUUUUAGAUAUUCUGGAGGUAUCACUUUUGAAGGAGGAGUUCUUCCCCUUCUCAAAAAAUUUGGGAAUUCCUUGACAAAAUUAGAACUUGACGUUUUCUUCCUUGACUUAGACAUUUUAACCAUAAUGCAAUUUUGCCACAAGCUUCAAUACCUUUGCCUUCAUAUGCGCAGCAAAUUUGAUCGUUGGCCUAAAGAAGAAGAACAAAAAUCGGGAAAUAAAAGGGAAAUUCCUAUCUUAAAACAUCUGGAAGAAUUGAUGUUAUGUUCUGAUGAUUCGCUUCAUUCCUUUGUCCCCGCAGAAAUUGUGUUAAUCUUAUUGUCUUCUCCGUUACUAUCAUUCAUUUCCAUAAAACUUUUGAAUAACCUAACUGACAAAAUCAUACGAAAAGCAACGCAUGUCAAUUCCUUUCGUCAUCUUGAGAGAUUGUGGUUAACUCACUGUAACGAAGUAACUAAAUACGGUGUGAACCUUUUUUUACAACAGAAUAUCCCUCUAAAGAAACUGAUUUUGGAACGUUGCGAUAAGAUAACGUUUGAAGAUUCCAUCGAAUGGGAAGAAACUUUGACCAAGAACAAUUGGGAACUUGAAUUAGAAAUACGUCACCCUUACUAAUUAUUAGUUAAAAAAAUAAAAAGGUACAA
Daphnia pulex (common water flea) is the source of this 1695-nucleotide messenger RNA. RefSeq lists its product as uncharacterized. Gene Ontology annotation, cellular component: SCF ubiquitin ligase complex. The record is from RefSeq and is a predicted model, not a curated record. Bases 26 to 1666 code for a protein of 546 amino acids. Gene Ontology annotation, biological process: SCF-dependent proteasomal ubiquitin-dependent protein catabolic process. NCBI's taxonomy places the organism in Eukaryota, Metazoa, Arthropoda, Branchiopoda, Diplostraca, Daphniidae. The transcript is spliced from 4 exons.